Grammomys surdaster is the source of this 1635-nucleotide messenger RNA. RefSeq names its product cytochrome P450 2B9-like. Lineage: Eukaryota; Metazoa; Chordata; Mammalia; Rodentia; Muridae. Gene Ontology annotation, molecular function: iron ion binding; heme binding; oxidoreductase activity, acting on paired donors, with incorporation or reduction of molecular oxygen, reduced flavin or flavoprotein as one donor, and incorporation of one atom of oxygen. The transcript has 9 exons. Gene Ontology annotation, biological process: xenobiotic metabolic process. Gene Ontology annotation, cellular component: intracellular membrane-bounded organelle; cytoplasm. The record is from RefSeq and is a predicted model, not a curated record.
CCAAGGAGGAACUAUGGUGCCCACACUCCUGGACAAUGAGAUACAGGAGGUGGGAAUAGCUGGAGUUGCAUAACCCAGUGGAGAAGUGGGUUCAGCAUCAAAAGUUGUGUUAGAGUGUACACUGAAACAGACUCUGGAUAGACCAGGACCAUGGAGGCUAGUGUCCUGCUCCUCCUUGCUGUCGUCCUGAGCUUCUUUCUCCUCCUGGUCAGGGGCCAUGCAAAGGUCCAUGGUCAUCUUCCACCAGGACCCCAACCCCUACCACUCUUGGGGAACCUCUUGCAGAUGGACAGAAGUGGCUUCCUUAAGUGGUUCAUUCAGCUUCGAGAAAAACAUGGAGAUGUGUUCACAGUGCACUUGGGACAGAGGCCUGUUGUUGUGUUGUAUGGGACACAGACAAUAAGGGAGGCUCUGGUGGACCAUGCUGAGGCUUUUUCUGGCCGGGGGACAAUUGCUGCAGUUCAGCCAAUUAUGCAGGACUAUGGUAUAGUCUUUGCCAAUGGAGAACGCUGGAAGACUUUUCGUCAAUUCUCCCUGGCGACUAUGAGAGACUUUGGGAUGGGAAAGCAGAGUGUGGAGAAGAGGAUGCAGGAGGAGGCCCGAUCUGUGGUGGAGGAACUGAAGUCAUAUCAGGGAGCUCCCCUGGAUCCCACCUUCCUCUUCCAGUGCAUCACAGCCAACGUCAUCUGCUCCAUUGUUUUUGGAGAGCGCUUUGACUACACAGACCACCAGUUCCUGCGCCUGCUGGAGCUGAUACAGCAGAACUUUACACUCUUAAGUUCAAUUUCCAACCUGAUAUUUGAGCUCUUCUCUAGCUUCCUGAAGUACUUUCCUGGUACCCACAGACAAAUCUCCAAAAACCAACGGGAAAUCCUCAACUUCAUCAGCCAAAGUGUGGAGAAGCACAGGACCACCUUGGACUCCAGCACUCCACGAGACUUCAUUGAUACCUUCCUUUUGCGCAUGGAGAAGGAGAAGUCAAACCAUAAUACAGUGUUCCAUCACCAGAACCUUAUGGUGUCUAUACUCAAUCUCUUCUUUGCUGGAACUGAGACUACCAGCACCACCCUCCGCUAUGACUUCCUGAUCAUGCUCAAGUACCCCCAUGUCACAGAGAAAGUGCAAAGGGAGAUUGAUCAGGUGAUUGGCUCACACCGGCUACCCACCCUUGAUGACCGCACCAAAAUGCCAUACACUGAUGCAGUCAUCCACGAGAUUCAGAGAUUUUCAGAUAUUUCCCCUCUCGGUGUGCCACACAGAGUCACCAAAGACACCAUGUUCCGAGGGUACCUGCUCCCCAAGAACACUGAGGUGUACACUGUCCUGAGUUCAGCUCUCCAUGACCCAUGAUACUUUGAAAAACCAGACACCUUCAAUCCUGAGCACUUCCUAGAUGCCAAUGGGUCACUGAAGAAAAGUGAAGCUUUUAUGCCUUUCUCUGCAGGAAAGCGCAUUUGUCUUGGCGAAGGCAUUGCCCGCAACGAAUUGUUCAUUUUCUUCACCACCAUCCUCCAGAAUUUCUCUGUGUCAGGCCAUGUUGCUCCUGAGGACAUUGACCUCACUCCCAAGGAAAUUGGUAUUGGAAAAAUACUGCCAACAUACCAGAUCUGCUUCUUAGCCCGCUGAUUGGGCUGA